Tachysurus fulvidraco (yellow catfish) is the source of this 4033-nucleotide messenger RNA. RefSeq lists its product as uncharacterized. Lineage: Eukaryota; Metazoa; Chordata; Actinopteri; Siluriformes; Bagridae. The record is from RefSeq and is a predicted model, not a curated record. Bases 154 to 1878 code for a protein of 574 amino acids. Gene Ontology annotation, biological process: regulation of apoptotic process. The transcript has 5 exons.
CAGUGGAUGCUGAUUGGUUUUCGCGCCACUUCAGUGGAUGCUGAUUGGUUCUCGGGAUGUUAAGGCGUUUCUUUGUCUCAUUGUUCUAGGAAGUCCUUUAUUAAGUCCGUAUAGAGCACACAAUCUGAUACACAGCUGUCUGGAGCAGUCAACAUGGCAGAAGGAAAAAAAAAGUUUCUGAUGGACCACAGAGAAGAAAUAAUACAAAAGAUACGGAAUCCCAUUCACCUGGCUGAUGCUCUGCUAGGGAAAAGACAUAUUCACAAUGAAAUGUAUAAAAAUAUAAAAAAAAUUACAACCGAGCAAAAUCAAACCCGUGAAAUUUUUGGCUAUCUCAAUAGCACAGUUCAAUAUGAUGGCUUCUAUGAUUGGCUGAUGGAGAAUGAAUCAGACAUGUUUGAAGAACUGGAAAACAGGGACCCCGAGGGGCCACAGAGAAAACGUGCAAAACUCAAGAAUGUGGAUGAAACGGAUAAUAAAAUUACAAAACGUCCUGAUCUCAAGAUGAUAUCCACCUUCCCCAAACUGGAACACUGGGUCUCUGACCCCAACAUCAACCAAAAGCUGCUGUGUGGACUAGAGAGAAAGCUUACUGGUGGGAGCAUGGAAGUUUUGAAAAAAGAAUUAAAAGAACAAGAACCCAAAAAUUCUUUAUGCUUUAAUGCUGACAAUAUUGAUGAAAUACGGAAAAAUAAGGAACUUGACACAUUUCUCAAUACAACAAAGGAUGCAAAAUUCCCUAAAAUCACACUUAAAAUGUUUUUUAAGAAAUGUAGAAAAGCUCAAAGCUCGACUGAUCACAAAAAGAAUGUGGACAAAAUUGAUGUUCAGGAUAUUCAUACUGAUGAGAUUGAAGAGCAAUCUCAAAGAUCAGAUUUGUCAAGGCAUAAAGAUGUUUCUCCUUCUGAGCACCAAAAUGAGCUAUUCACCAAAAACGAAACGUUACUAGAAGAUGGACCUGGAAGAACAGACAUGCAGGAUGCACACAUUAGAGAGACAGAUGAGGAACCUCAAAGAUCAUGUGGACCAAAUGGCUCAAGGUAUGAUGAUGGCUUUCUGAAAAAAAAUGAACCAUUCACCAAAAAAGAGACUCCAAUAGAAGAUGGACUUGGAGGAACAGACAUGCGGGAUACACACAUUAGAGAGACAGAUGAGGAACCUCAAAGAUCAUAUGGACCAAAUCUGAGGCAAAAUGAGUCAGAAAGAUGUGGAAACAUGAUCAUGCAGCAAAAUGUGCAAAAACAAAUGGAGGUUGACCCUGAGCAUUUUUAUUCAAAGCAGCUGCCGGAGAGCAACAUAGGCUCAGUUGAAGAUUAUACACAAAUUAGUAGUACAGAGAACUUAGCAAAAUAUACAGACACAACCACACUAACUACAAACAAAAAUAUUGAAGAUCAGCUUAAAGCGACACAAAGGAGGGAAAAGUCAAAAUACCUGAAAAAAAAGAAGAAAGAAGAGAAGGAUAAUCUGCUUCAUGACUGGGCACUGAAACAAUGUGAUGGCUCUAAGGAAGAGUUAAGGAAAAUAUUUGACCAGAUUUCAAUCAUAAACAUGGUAGAACACAGUGAUAAACCAUGUUUUAUUGCUGAAAAUGUCAUGGUGUAUAAGGACUCAACUCCUGAGAGCCAAAUUAUCUUUAUUGCCAAUGAUAAUACUUCCACCAGCACUAAGACCUUGGUCCAUUAUCAAAUGUUUGUGUGCAAUAUUAAGAAAGCAAUAAUCUUAGGUCCUAAAAAACCUACUGAACAUCAGAUUGAAUAUGAUGAGACCAAAGUGCCUAUAGAUAAGUGUACAAGAUUUGUAUUUGAAGCAUUUGCUCCCAUUCUUGCAAUGUUCAAAAUGAUUCAGAAGGAAGAGAAUUUGUACUUUCUCGUCUGAGUACAGUAAAAAAUCUAAAAACUUGUAAAUGAACACUGUAAAUAUAAUGAAUGCCUAAGGAUGAAAAGCAAAUAAUUCUGAAGGUGUAAAAAGAGAUAAAUCUAUCCAAGGCAUUACACAAGCAUUGGGCAUAGCAGGUGCAUGUUAUGGACAGCUUGGUCUAUUCCCUGUCUGAACACUAGGGGGACAUUUUAGCAGGCUUUGUUUGUCUUGUGCCAUGUGCUUUUGUUUUUAUUUUGUGUAUCAUGCUUGUUUCCCCCACCCUAUCCUUUAUCUGUUCCUGCCUCUGCAAAACUGUUCCUUGUGUCUCAGUAACUGCCCUCCCUAUAUAUAUACACCUGUGUUUUUGUGUAUUGUUAACUGGUUUCUGUUUUAGAUCAUUUGUUUUCCAUGUGUUUUGUUUUCUUAAUAAAUCCCCUUUACUUUAUCUCUACAGUUGGGUCUGGAUUUUAUUUGUAACAUCCUGUUUUCCCAGUGAUUAAUUACAUUUACAUUUUGCACCUUAAUUACUUUUGCUUAUCAUAAUACUGUUUGGUUAUUUGAAGGAGAUUUUAUUUGUAAUUUUCUUUUAUUUUACUUUACAUAUAUUACACACAUCUAUCUGUAUUACACUACUUUUAAUAAAAACAAGGCCUCCCAUUGUGAGGACCCUGAAAAGACAAGAAGGUCUAAGUCUGACUCCUUCAUUUAACCCAUAGGCCAAGCUUGUGAAUACUUGCCACUUAAGGUCUUCCAAGGUUUGGGGAUGUGUUUGUAUUUCUGAGCCACUUUUGUAGAGCGUUAAAAACCUUAUACAUACAGAAACAAAACAAAACAAAACAAAAAUUUCUAAAAAUAUCUGCUUAGACCGACUCAUGCAGUUUGCUUCUCAGUUUUAAUACAUUUCUUCUCUAGGAUAAAACUCCUGCGUAAGACAUCUGUAAAUGAAUAUGAGCAUUUCAUGUUAACUUUAUACAUCGAAAAUAAUGACUAAAGUAUUGAAUAAUAUUGUCAUAUACAGAAAACUUACUACUGAUACGUUAAAAAUUGUUGUAAACAAGUCUUCCUAAACACAAGUCUUUAGUUAGAAGUCUUUAUUUUUAAUAAAUUAUUUAAGUUAAUCUUGUGUGGCUCAUGCUUCAUCCUAUGCAAGUGUCCACAUUCAAUGAAAUGAAAUUUUAUUUGUAUAGCACUUUUUACAAUGAUAUCGCAAAGCAGCUUUACAGAAAUAUAAAAAUAUAGAAUUCAAAUGACUUUAUUCAUUAUUAAAAUGAAAAAAGUGAUGGCAAUAAAUAAGUCUUAUCUUGACUUUCUGUUGUGGACAUUAUGUCAACAUGUUACAAUAGAAGGCUUUGUUUUUGUCACAUACAGUAUACAUUACAGCAAAGUGAAAUUUUUUCUUCACAUUUUUACCAGCAAUUAGUCAGAAUGCAGAGUGCGGGAUCAGCUAUUAUACAACACCCCUGGAACAUAGAGGGUUAAGGGCCUUGUUCAAGGGCCCAACAGUUCAAGCCCCAGCACUACCAAUCAAGAUUUUAGUUGUCGGGAUGUCUGAUACCUUUUGGUCAGGGGCAGUGCUUUAGACUCUUAGUUUAUGGUCGAAGGAUUAUAUUCAAAAUGUAUCAAGAGAAAUCCUGACUGCUAAAAUCUUGAUUCUAUGUAAUUGUAAACACACAGGAUGACUGCACAGGAUGGAAAGUAAGAUAUAUAGCGAGGAGUCUCGCUGCUCUUAUAGCCUCUUUCCGCUCUUAUAGCUUCACGUGACCAGUCAUGUUUAGUAACACUGUGCAUUUAAAUUUAUUACUUUUACAUUUUUUAGAUUUAGUUCCAGAUUUGCACAGAAUCUUUUGAAACUUAAAUUUAGUACUUUAAAUCUUUGUAGAAUUAAUUUUAUGCCUUAUUGCUCUGUCUAUCUAUCUUUUUGGGUUUAUCUUUAUCUACUUCAAUAGGAAAGAAAAAAAAUGUAGGUUUUCAGCCUUCAGUUUGAAAUGUAGAUUUUGCAAAGAUCAUAUGUGGAAUUAUUGCACUUUUUUGUGACUGCAAUGAAUUAUUUAAUUCUUUAAAUUUGAGUUUUCUUCAUUUGAUUGCAUUUAUUGAGUUUAUUCUGCCCAUUUACAUGAUCUUUGAUUUUGUUCAUUUGUUUAAAUUUUUUUUAUAUGAGAUACAAGAGGGUCAU